Cuscuta epithymum is the source of this 4382-nucleotide messenger RNA. NCBI's taxonomy places the organism in Eukaryota, Viridiplantae, Streptophyta, Magnoliopsida, Solanales, Convolvulaceae. The record is from the annotation of a GenBank genome assembly.
UUACUAUUCAAUUACUACGGAUACUACCCCUCCGGUUCCUAUCCCUCUUUCUCGUUCCCGCCAUUUGCCAGUCACUGGCGCCUGACUCGCAGUUGAUGUACACCUCCCGCUUGUGUUCAAGUUAUUUUGCCAAGAAUCUGCUCCUCUUCCACAGUCUUGCGUCUCCCCUUACAGCCAGUUCGAUUCCAUUUUCUCUUCGCGCUAAACGUAUCUCUUUCGAAUCCCUAAUCUUGUCCUCAAACCCUAACCUCAGAUCAAUGUCCACUCGCCGCUCAGCGUUCGAUGUCCUGAUGGCCAAUUCCAAAAAGAAAACCCAAACCCAGACUCUCCAAGCCAAAGAAUCUUCGCCUAAGAAACGGAAAGCGGUUGAAAAUGACACCCAGGAGCGGAAGUUCAUGGAAAAGUCCACCCCCAGUCCAGCUCCUGGGGAGAAUGCCCUUUCCAAUUCAGGGGCGGUUGAAAAUGCCCCUUCUGUAAAUGGGGGGAUAAACGGUAAGGUUGUCUCAGGUGCAGGAGAGGAAGUGGCAGCUAAGAAAGCUAAGUUUUUAAGUCCUGAUGAGAGCGUACAGGAGCUGAAGAAGAAGAGUUUUGAUCCGAGAAAGGCAGCUUAUUGGGCAGCUGGCGCAAGAGUGCCCUUCAUGUUUGUAGCCAAGGCUUUCGAUGCAGUUGCAGAGGAGUCUGGGCGGAUUGCCAUCACCGAAAUCGUGACGAAUGCCUUAAGGACAGUCAUUCAUACGACACCAGAUGACUUAUUGCCUGUAGUUUACCUUUUCGCAAACAAGAUUGCACCUGCACAUGAGGGGUUGGAGCUCGGAAUUGGAGAUGCAUCAAUUAUUAAGGCCCUUGCCGAGGCUUGUGGGGCUAAAGAAGCUCACAUCAAGAAGCAGUACAAGGAUUUGGGUGACUUAGGCCUUGUUGCAAAAGCGAGUCGAUCGUCUCAGUCUCUGAUGCGUAAACCGGAAGCAUUAACUGUUGCCAAAGUUUUCAAUACAUUUCGAGUUAUAGCUAAGGAAUCUGGCAAGGAUAGUCAAGAUAAGAAAAAAAAUCAUAUCAAGUCGUUACUAGUUGCAGCUACUGAUUGUGAACCUCAGUAUUUAAUCCGACUACUUCAGACAAAGUUACGUAUUGGUUUGGCAGAACAAACUCUUUUGGUGGCCCUGAGCCAUGCUGCCGUAUACUCUGAGAAGCAUCCUUCACCUCCUAUAGAAGAGGCUGAGAAGAUUGUCAAACAAGUUUAUUCUGUGAUUCCAGUAUAUGAUAAAAUCGUCCCUGCUCUUCUUUUGGAUGGUGUUUGGAACCUUCAAAAGACAUGCUCUUUCUCUCCAGGUGUCCCAGUUGGACCUAUGCUAGCUAAGCCAACUAAAGGAGUAUCUGAAAUCGUCGAGAAGUUUCAAGACAUGGAGUUCACUUGUGAAUACAAGUAUGAUGGUGAGCGUGCUCAGAUUCAUUACUUGGAAAGUGGGUUAGUGGAAAUAUACAGCCGAAAUGCGGAACGUAAUACUGGAAAGUUUCCUGACGUUGUCGCUGCUAUUUCAAGAUUGAAGAAACCCUCCACAACCUCUUUCGUUCUUGACUGCGAAUUGGUUGCAUAUGAUCGUGAGAAACAGAAGAUUCUGCCCUUUCAGAUCUUAAGCACACGAGCCCGCAAAAAUGUUGUUGUGAGUGAUAUAAAGGUGAAUGUUUGCAUCUUUGCAUUUGACAUUCUGUAUCUUAAUGGACAACCGCUUAUCCAGGAGCAGCUUAAUGUUCGUAGAGAGCACCUGUAUAAUUCAUUUGAGGAAGAGCCCACCUAUUUUCAAUUUGCCACAAAUAUUACAUCCAAUGAUCUCGAGGAAAUAACACAGUUUCUUGAAGCUUCUGUUAAUGGCAGUUGUGAGGGAUUGAUCAUCAAAACACUGACCAGAGAUGCUACAUAUGAACCAUCUAAACGCUCAAAUAACUGGCUGAAGUUGAAAAAAGAUUACAUGGAGAGUAUUGGUGACUCCCUCGAUUUGGUACCAAUUGCGGCUUUUCAUGGCCGGGGGAAACGUACAGGUGUUUAUGGUGCUUUUCUCCUUGCUUGUUAUGACAGUAACAAUGAAGAAUUUCAAAGCAUUUGUAAAAUUGGCACGGGAUUUUCUGAAACAAAGCUUGAAGAAUGCUCCACCAGCCUUCGUUCUAAAGUUAUCCCAAAGCCAAAGUCAUAUUACAGGUAUGCCGAAACAAUCAAUCCAGAUGUAUGGUUUGAACCCACCGAGGUUUGGGAAGUAAAAGCUGCAGACCUCACUAUCAGCCCUGUUCACCGUGCAGCCAAUGGUAUUGUGGAUCCUGAAAAGGGAAUCUCUCUGCGAUUUCCACGGUUGAUUCGUAUUCGAGAUGACAAGACUCCAGAGCAGGCCACAUCAGCAGAGAUGGUUGCAGAUAUGUAUACUGCUCAGAAACACAAUCAACAAACUAAUAAUCAGGAUGAAGAUGAAAACUGAAGAACCCAUUCGUCAUACUCCAGUAGUAAAGCUGAAGUCCACUGUAAAGUGCAGAAGUAGCAUCUUGAAACUUAUUUAUGUUAUGGUACUACCUCUGUCCCAUAAUGUAAGAUUAUAUGAGUUUGGUGCGGGUUUUAAGGAAAUAAAGGAUAAAGUGGUUGUUUUACAAUUCCAACAUCCAAAAAGUAAGAAAAAGAAAAAAAUGGAUCCACAAAAAGUAAAAGGUGAAAUGAUAGAUAGAGGGUUAGGACAAAGUGGGAAAGUAAAAAGUUAGUCUAUUCCAAUUUAAGAAAGUGUUCAUAUUUUUGGGACAACCCAGAAUAGAAAGUCUAUCUUACUUGAUGGGACGGAUGAAGUAUUAUCUUGAAACAUUAUGCCAGAGCAACUCUAAAUUCAUCCUCAUUUUUUGGAUCAACCCUGCUAUAGGUACCCCAAUUGGUACCCCAAUUUGUACCUCAACCAAUUUUUGUGGCUCACAAAAGCCCACCUCAAUAAAUGAAUUGCCCCAUUUUAAUGAGGUGCUUUUGUGAGCCACAAAAAUAGGGUGGGGGUACAAAUUGGGGGUACCAAUUGGGGUACCUUAAGCAUUUUUCUUUUUGGAUAGACUACAGAAGGCUUCCAGUGGCUGGUUUGCCAAGGUAGUUGUAUUCAAUAGUAGAUGGCGGGCCAUAGGCACAUUAAAGGGGCUUCCUGUGAUGGGCUUGUACAAGGGUGUGCCAUAUUUCACCGCUCUUCAGAUUGCUAAGGCUGCUUUUUAACUUGAAGUACUGCGUUCAUUUUUCUUUAGGCUCUGUGUGUGGAGUAAAUAUAUGCAAUGUGCCGAUUUAGGCAUCAAGUAGGGUAAUUCUAUUCACAACCCCCAUUUUACUAAACGUAGCCAUUAUAUUUAAAUCUGAUAAAUGAAAUAAUAAAUUGUUCAAUUGUACAUUUGUACCCUUUUGCUCUCAACCACUCCAAAUUUCACGUGUUCUUUUCCUCGCUGCCUUUCAAACUAUCCAAACCUGUCUUCACCAUCAAGCUUAGAAUAGAUUUGUUUUUACCUUGUAGGCUUGUACGUAUUAUCUCAAAGAUAUUGUAUGGGAACAAAGUUAAAUUGUGGUAAACUUCGUAAGAUAUAGCUGGAGAGUAUGAGUGUACGAAAUUAUGAUAGAGUAUUGUAGCUGUCCUUCGGAAGAAGAUUUUCAAAGCCACGAUUGAAUAAUAAAUACUUUGAUAAAAAGGCUCUUCUUUUCGGCCAUUUUAUACUCUUUUCCCAUAAAAACCCAGUUUUAAUCGGGCAAUCCAGCCUGCUUAGCUGCAAUUAAGCCAUGAAGAGAUCUGGGAAGGAGUAGCUCACAUUGACCAGAAUUCCCCAGUGGAAAUCAAAUUUGGGAAAAUCUUCAUUCUGGGUUCUGUUUAUAGCUUUUGUUAAGUGGGAAUUCAAGAAAACACGAAAGAGGAGGAUCCAAGAACCUUGUUCUCCGACUCCAGUUUCUCCAAUUCCUUCCGCAUCUGGGCUUUCCCGCUAUCACAAUCUGCGGUUGUCUAUUUUCAGUUUAUGAACUCUCUCCUUCACGAAAUUGUUUUCACAAAUCAGCUAUAGCUUCUCAUGCUUUUAGUGCGGCAAGCUUUUGGGUCAGUGCAUGUCUCUGCAUCUCAACAUCGUACUUAUCUUCCCCCUUCCAUGCCGAUCUCAGCAUCGUUGAACACUUGAACACAUCCCCCGUCGGUCAGAAGGAUAUAAUUGUACAUUCGACUAUUUUAUUUAUUUUAUAUUUAAAUAUAGUGGUUGUGUUUAGUAAGAUGAUAGUUGUGAAUAAAAUUACCUCAUCAAGUAUAACGCAUGUACAUUUUUCACUGUUUAGUAAUGCUUUUGGGUGAUCAAGUUAGCCCACAAUACAUUCUACUUUGCUCUGUGUUCAUGGGACAAUUCUGCAUUUC